Molecule: messenger RNA, 1545 nt
Organism: Pyrus x bretschneideri (Chinese white pear)
Lineage: Eukaryota; Viridiplantae; Streptophyta; Magnoliopsida; Rosales; Rosaceae
Product: cytochrome b561 and DOMON domain-containing protein At5g47530
Exons: 3
Coding region: 50-1279 (409 amino acids)
Source: RefSeq, a predicted model, not a curated record
GUGUGUGUGUGUGUGUGGUGAAACUUUAAACUCAGCAAACUAGUCAAACAUGCCGGCCACUACCAAAUCUGUAAUUCUCAUCAUAUUAACAGUUUCCUCCUCACUUCUUUUCCCAAUUUCUGAGCAAUUUUCCAAUUGUAGCCCCAUCAAUCCCAUGAACAUUACAAACUGCAAGAAACUAAUCACUCUAGGAGCAGAAUUCGGGUGGAACAUUCACAGUAACACCGAAAUUGACAUCUUGCUCACCAUUAGAAUGCCUAUCAAAUGGAUAGCCUGGGGUGUAAACCCAGGUCCCCAAAGACCGCAGAUGGUCGGGACCAGGGCUAUUAUAGGCAUUCAACAGCCCAAUGGAACGUUGGCAGUUAGAAAAUACAACAUCACCAGUGACACCAAGCUGGGCUGUAGGCUUCAGCCUUCACAAGAUUUUGAUGAUGUUGUCGUCAAGAACAUGAGAGGUGAAGUAAACCCUGGGUACAUGUCGAUAUCCGCAACGUUAAUUUUGCCCCGGGCUCCUGCUGUCUACAAUAUUUCGAAGCUGAAUCAUGUUUGGCAAGUAGGGUUUGAGGCUGAUGAUGUUCUUAUGGAGCCUAAGAAGCAUUCCACUUUUCUCCAGAAUGUGGAUAGCACAGAGAGCAUAAACAUGACCAGCGGACACGGUCUUAGCAUAGGACAUCGCCGGCAUCACCUCAGAACGGUACAUGGGAUUCUUAAUAUUGUGGGGUGGGGAACAAUGUUGCCAUUGGGAGUGAUCAUAGCAAGGUACUUCAGAAAAUGCCCUAUUCCCUGUGAAAAGUGGUACAUGGUUCAUGUCUCCUGCCAGAUUGUUGGUUACAUUCUUGGCACGGCUGGUUGGGCGAUCGGACUCUGGCUCGGCCAUGCUUCUAGACACUACAGCUUCUCCACUCAUCGAAUUCUCGCCAUUUGCAUAUUUGCCUUCACCACAUUACAAAUGCUUGCCCUGCGUUUAAGGCCAUCGGCAACUGAUGACUACCGGAAAUAUUGGGACAUGUACCAUCAUUUUCUAGGGUACUCACUGCUGGCUGUGAUCUCAGUGAACAUAUUCCAUGGCAUUGCGAUUUUGAAGCCGAAUAAAACCUGGCUGUGGGUUUACAUCGGAGUCCUUGGAAUGUUUGCUUUGGUUGCGAUUGGUUUGGAGAUUUUUACUUGGAGUAGGUUCAUGCUUGCAAAGUCUAAAAGGAAACGACAAUCUGCAGGGCAAACAAGUCAAUCUGGUUCACAACCUCAAGGCUCCUUGGGCACAGAACCAGGCUCACAAUAGAACAAUUCAAAGCCUAUUAUUGAAACACUCAUGAACAUGCCUUGUUAACUAAUUAUGUUUCCCCGCUUAAUUCCAUUUUCCACUUUGGUUGGACUUUGCAGUUCAUCCACAUGCCUUGAUUGUUGUGUGCUCGCUGAGCAACUCUUCUGUUUUUAUUUUAGGUUUUUCGGUGUUGGAGGUGAUAUGUUAGAAGAAAAUUGAUGUUGACAAUUGAGUCGAUAUCGCUCACCUUAUAAAUCUUAUGAUUAUAUAUCAUUGCCUCUUAA